Messenger RNA from Stylonychia lemnae, 591 nucleotides. NCBI's taxonomy places the organism in Eukaryota, Ciliophora, Spirotrichea, Sporadotrichida, Oxytrichidae. The record is from the annotation of a GenBank genome assembly.
AUGAAAAAACUCUAUGGACCCAGUGUUCAAUCAUGGUUCUCCUAAGCUCUAGAUUUUAUCACUAGAAGAUAAGAGUAAAGACAAUCUCAUAGAAGAAGAGAUUAUGAUGAUGAUGAGGAUGAGGAUGAUGAUUACAAGCCAAAGACUCCUCAAGAUAGAUAAAUGGAAUAAUUAGACUAAUUAAAAGAAAUCUAUGGUAUUGAGGAUCCAUUUAAGUAAACUCACCACAACAAGCCAGUUCACCAUAAAUAAGAAACUGAUUAAAAUUAAGAUUCAGAAACUGAUUCAGAUAUGAAGCCAAUGACUCCUUCUGAGAAGACUUAGAUGUUCUCAAAUGCUCUUAACAAGAUUUAUGGAGUGAAGCCAGACUAAAAGCCAUACAAACCAGUAGAUUAGGAGACUUUCUAAAAGCAGCAAUCAGCUUUCAAGCACAAUGCUUACAAAAAGACCUUGGAAAAGAUCUAUGGUAAGAAAAUUGACUAGGACGACAAAACUGGCAAAUAUGAUGUUGUUGACUGGGAUUCUGACUAUAAACCAAGAAGUCAUAGAAGAAACUAAACUGACACUGUCGAAUCUGAUGAUGAAGAGUGA